AUGCCGAUCUUCUCCAUUCACACCAAUGUCCCAGUUGAAGCCAGCAAGGCUACUGAAAUCGCCAAAGAGUUCUCCAAAGUGAUUGCAAGAAUUCUCGGAAAACCAGAAUCAUAUGUCUCCGUGCAUAUUCAAGCAGGGUCAUCGCUCGUAUUCGGCGGAUCUUCGGAUCCUGCUGGCUACGCAGUGCUCAAAUCGAUUGGUGGAGUCGGUGGAAAGAAGAACAAUGAUCAUUCGCAAGAACUUUUUCCGCUCGUCGAAAAAUUUUUCGGAAUUCCAGGAAAUCGCUUCUACAUCGAAUACAUCAACAUCGGUGCUGCUGAUAUCGCUUUCAGCGGAGCUACUUUCGCCUAA
Messenger RNA from Caenorhabditis bovis, 351 nucleotides. The record is from the annotation of a GenBank genome assembly. Lineage: Eukaryota; Metazoa; Nematoda; Chromadorea; Rhabditida; Rhabditidae.